UUCCUCCCGAACUCGGAUACGAAUGAGGAAAUGCAAACUCGAUUCAGGACAAAAAAGUCCAAAUGAACGCGCCUCCCUCGGUUUCCACUAAUUACCACAGCCAAAGUCAAAAAUGACAGUAUCGUAAAAAUGAAUGAAAACAACAAAUAGCUUUUUGAUCUUAAUUGAAGGUUAUGUUUAAAAUCACAUUGUGAGAGAAUUGAAGAAAUAGGCGGGGUUUGUGGCUGUAGUGACCACCAUAUCCCUCCCUCCACAGACACAGUCCUCCUUGGUCGUAGGUGCCAGCGUCCAAACUAGGCUGCCUCAAGCCGAAAACAUCGCCACACAGCCGGGCAGUAGUAGUUUUGAGCAUGGCUAAUUCAACUGGGAUCAGUGUUGUACCACCGGGUGAGACAGCGGGGGGAGGCAGCAGUGCAGGAGACGACCAUGUGAACCCAGAGUACAUAGCCUUCGUCCUGGUGCCGGUCUUCUUCCUCCUGGGUCUCCUGGGGGUCUUGGUGUGUCACGUCCUGAAGAGCAAGGGUUACCGCUGCACCACCGAGGCUGAGGAAGAGGAGGAGGCGGCCCGGGUAGCAGAGGCGGAAAAGAAGGAUCUGGAGAUGUGUACAGAGCUGAACGACACCUACAGCGAGAGCAACGACGACACCGUGGGACAGAUCGUUCAUUACAUCAUGAAGAAUGAAGCGAACUCCGAUGCCCUCCAAGCCAUGGUUCCCGAAAACAGCAUAGACUCAGAAGGCCCACCGCUGACUCCCACCUCCCCCACCCUCCCAGUGACCCCCGUCUCGCCUCGCGUCCCGGCCGGACUUGCCAGACACACCUGCAACCACCUGCACACCAUCGGCGGCAUGGGGGGCCUCAGCAGCGUCUGCAACCGCUGCAAUCACAAAAAGUGGCCCCUGAUGAGGCGCGUGUCCACCAGGAGGAUAGCAGACAGGAGGAGCCACGGAGAGGUCACGGUGUUGGCUGUGGGGAGGUUCCGGGUUACAAAGUGUGACAAGGAGAGGCCCGUCAGAGACAGGAGGACCAUGCUCAGCACUGACUCCAACGGGAGUAUGCCCGCGUCGCCCACGGAGAAGGAACCCUUGGAGAGCAGGACCAUCUCUGAGUCACAUCAGGAUCAGAAGGAAGGCGGGGCUGAUCCAAAGUGACAGGAACUAAGACCAGCGCAUGGCUUCCUGAAGAGAGCCAAGGGGGGAAAUAUGAUCAUUUGCAACACUUUUUAAACCCAGAAUCGGACCGUAGACAAGCAUCGGCGCGCGAAGAGCAGCAGAGGCGAUCCAGGGUUAGAUCCCUCCCCGUCCCGUCUCCUUUGAUGGUCAGACGAGAGAAGACAACGGUGUUGAUGGUGAAUUAGAGGAUGAAGAUGAGACCAGUUACUCUCUCUCUCUCUCUAUCAAACUUGGCCCUCUGUCUCGGGCAGGGUAGCGGAAAGGGUGUCUAGUAUGACGUGUUAGAAAGAGCCAUUGUGCCGUUCAUCAGACAGUGAGUCACUGGUAGUGUCCCCCCCCUCCCCCCCACACCCUCUCGUCACCAAAGAUGUGGAAACCACCACCAAGCGUUAAUGAUUGAUAUAUUUUUUUUUCUUCCCGAUUCUGCUGCCAAGGAGGAAAACCACAAACGCUCACCUGACCAGGAAGGUGAGAUUGCAUUGGGGGUUGUGUGAGCCAAGAGCCAAUAAACUGUGCACUGUGUUGGCGCCAAAUACACAUCUACUAAAGGUACAAUCUCUGCCUUGCCUUCACGUCCACUUCUGACCCCCUGGGCAAAGACGGGUCGAAUCCAAGUUGUUUCCACCUCAUUUAAACCCCCAGAAUCUAUCAUGACGUUGAAUCAACGUGAAAAACUAGUUAGAUUUGCAAAAAGUCAUCAACGUAAGGGAAUUUUAUAAAAAAAAAAAAUUUAAAAAAUCACCCGACUUUGAACCUAAAUCCAGUGACAUAGUGAUUUAUUUGUAUUUUUUUACGUUAGUUGACAACUCAACCAAUAAUAAAUCAAAACUAGAUGUUGAACUGACCGCUUCCAAUUGGCUCACUUCCUCCCCUCCCCUGUAACUAUUCCCCAGGUCGUUGUUGUAAAUGAGGUGUUCUCAGGACGAUCUAGCCCCCCCCCCUUCUUCUAGAACUCCAAUGGAGUACAUUAACUAGGUUUAUAUGGUGAGGAGAAAUUUCCUCAUCACUUUUUUUUUUUUUAAUGAAUGAAUCUUUUGGUUGUCACGGUGACGUAUGGAACCUCUUCUGAUUCCACCCCAAUGAAACUACCUAUUUUGAUUGGUCAUUGACUCGUCUCUUUGCCAAUAUCACGUAUGGUUGCUAUUCAAAGGAGCUGAACAAAUCCAUUUUAAACUUCAGUAGGAGGCCUUUAAAAUGAUCGAUGCACAGACAGUCUUCGUCGGAAACAGCUAGAAGCAGCUGUCUUGUGUGUCUCACUGAGUUUGAGUACGGUGGGGAUGUACACUUUGUGUGAGAGAAUUUUUUUUCGUGUGUGUGUAUUUUUCAACGUGAAUCAUGAGGUCAAAUGUCUUGUUUUCUAUGGUGAAUAACGUUGUUUUUCCAGGUCUUGGAUACAUGAACAUUAACUUUAGGAGAAAAUAAAACUAUUUUUAAAAAUCUAGAACAGGAGCUGAACCAAAAUUAUUAUACAAUGCAAAAAAAUAUAUAUAUUUCUCAGUGAGGAAAAAGUAAUGUCUUGUGUUAAAAUGUCAUUUAUACUGUAACAAUUAAUCUAUUGAUUCACAUUUGCCAUGAAUUGUAAACAAAUAUCAAAGUAUGUUAAAAUGAACAGUGUUUCAAAUGAACCCAUACCAAAGCCAAAACUAUUUUCUGGGCGGGAUGACUUUUUAAGCUUUCCAUUCGUCCAUGAGUAGGCCUACAUUGAGCAAACCUGAACAACGUACAACGAACGGUACUCCAAUCCAAAAUCUACCAUCAGACAUAAAACAAACGAAAAGGGUUUCAACCGUCUAAAAGUAUUCCCUGUGAACGUCUCCUCUCCUCGCAGAUGAAGGAAGAAGAGACCAAUCUACUUUAGGAUUUCGAGGCAUGUCGGACCUUUUUUGGCGAAUUUUAAAACUGGAAUGGCUUUCAUCUUAAGAGCUUUAAUAUCAAUAUAUUUAAAAAAAAAAAAAUGCUUUGAGGAUUUUUUUUUUUCAAAAAGCAUCUGUUUAUGUGAAAUAGGAAUGUUUUGAGUGUCUGGACCUAUUCAGUAUAAUUCAAUGUGUUUUGUUAUUUGCUCUCAUGUUUGCUUUGUAGACUGUAUUGUCUUAUCAAAACCUUUUAAACUGUCGUAUGAAAAUGUAUUUAAAAAAUAAAGCAAACUGACUGAAAAAAAACCGUUUAAUGUUUUUGCCAUUUUAUGUUGACAGU
Oncorhynchus masou masou (cherry salmon) is the source of this 3365-nucleotide messenger RNA. RefSeq names its product RELT like 1 (gene rell1). The record is from RefSeq and is a predicted model, not a curated record. Gene Ontology annotation, cellular component: plasma membrane. Gene Ontology annotation, biological process: positive regulation of p38MAPK cascade. NCBI's taxonomy places the organism in Eukaryota, Metazoa, Chordata, Actinopteri, Salmoniformes, Salmonidae. The coding region runs from base 351 to 1151 and encodes 266 amino acids. The transcript is spliced from 8 exons.